UCACUUCCGCCCGGGCCUGGCCGGGCUCGGGUUCCGUGGGCCGCGGGAGGCUCGGAGGCGGCAGCAGCUGCGGGAGGCGGCGGCGCGGGAGGCCAAGGAGGAGCUCGAACCCGGACGGAUCGUGCGCCCGGCGCCGCCAGCCCCGACCCUGCAGCGCACGGGAGGCCAGACCGGCCGGAUGGGCCGCUGAGCCCGAGGCGGGGACCGUGUGGAGCCCCCUGGAGCUAAAAUCAGGAUGUUCCGCUUCAUGAGGGAUGGGGAGCCUGAGGAUCCCAUGUUCCUGAUGGACCCCUUUGCUAUUCACCAUCAGCAUAUGAACCGAAUGUUGUCGGGCGGCUUUGGGUACAGCCCCUUCCUCAGCAUUACAGAUGGCAACGUGCCAGGGACCAGGCCAGCUGGCCGCAGGGUGCAGGCUGGGGCUGUCUCUCCCUUUGGGAUGCUGGGAAUGUCGGGUGGCUUCAUGGACAUGUUUGGGAUGAUGAACGACAUGAUCGGAAACAUGGAACACAUGACUGCUGGAGGCAACUGCCAGACCUUCUCCUCCUCCACCGUCAUCUCCUACUCCAACAUGGGCGACGGCGCCCCCAAGGUCUACCAGGAGACGUCGGAGAUGCGCUCGGCGCCGGGCGGGAUCCGGGAGACGCGGAGGACUGUGCGGGACUCGGACAGCGGACUAGAGCAGAUGUCCAUCGGACAUCACAUCCGAGAUCGGGCUCACAUCCUCCAGCGCUCCCGAAACCACCGCACAGGGGACCAGGAAGAGCGGCAGGACUACAUCAACCUGGAUGAAAGUGAGGCCGCAGCAUUCGAUGAUGAAUGGCGGAGAGAGACGUCCCGGUUCCGGCAGCAGCGCCCUCUGGAAUUUCGAAGGCAUGAGGCUUCAGGGGGCGGAGGCCGAAGGACCGAGGGGCCUCCCCGCCUGGCCAUACAGGCCCCUGAGGACUCCCCCUCCCGACAGUCCCGCCGCUAUGACUGGUGAGGGCCCUGGGCCCUCAGCCUCUCUUGUACAGGCUGAGAGGCUGACAAGUCAUCCCCCGAUAUAACUUCGUCCUCUCCAACUCCCGCUCCCACUUUAAUAUUAAAUUAACAGGCAAACUGGCCCCCCGCUCUCCCUGGAGUCUCAGGGAGAACCGUUCACUGCCCCCUUUAUCUACAUCUUCCUCCUUUAAUUCCCUUCCCACCGUGACUCCGCAUCUCCUGUAUCCACUAACUUGAUUUUUCAUUUUGCUGCUCCAUCUUUGAACCUCCUCACCUUCCCCAUUCGACCCCUGCCAUACAUUGAAGGCUUUUGGGGGGAGCUCUGGGUUUAGGGGCCUCCUCCUUCCCUCAGCUACCUUGGACCUUUGCCCACCUCCUUCUCAGAUCCCCUGCUGCAGGGGUCCUAGUCCUCCUUCAGUGCUGUGUGUGGAGAGAGAGGUCUGGUCCUCAGUCCUUCUUCCUUCCCACCUCCUUCACAUCACAAAAAUCUCCCCUGUGUCCUCUACCUUUAUUUUUUGUUUGUGCAACUUGUAACUAGGUGUUUAAGGAAUAAAGGAGAAUGGGGAAAAAAAA
Pipistrellus kuhlii (Kuhl's pipistrelle) is the source of this 1551-nucleotide messenger RNA. RefSeq names its product myeloid leukemia factor 2 (gene MLF2). Gene Ontology annotation, biological process: regulation of DNA-templated transcription. Bases 236 to 979 code for a protein of 247 amino acids. The transcript is spliced from 9 exons. The record is from RefSeq and is a predicted model, not a curated record. NCBI's taxonomy places the organism in Eukaryota, Metazoa, Chordata, Mammalia, Chiroptera, Vespertilionidae. Gene Ontology annotation, cellular component: cytoplasm; nucleus.